AAUUGAAAAUUCACUCUGUGUAAAAUAUGCACACGAGUUGGUAGUGUGGGCCCACGAGGAGAGAGUUAUAGAGAAAACAAGUGGAUAAAUUAACUAAAGGUUAUGGGGAAAACUUGAAUGGACAUUCGUAAAAGGAAUAUGGGGCAAUCUUUUAAGGACGAAGGGACUAUAAAUCUAUAAUGCAUCGUAUAGAGUCGUAAUCUUAGCUGCAAAGAAAAAUGAAGGUUGACUUGGAACAUGAAAAUGACUUAAGGACCAUUAUUUCCAGCCACAGCCUGAAUUACAGAAAGAACAGAAAAUUAGCAGUGUUAAGCUCACUAAUCUAUACUUGAAGUUCUACAUUCCUUCCUAAUUACGUUCCUUUCAAUGGAAGACAUAGGGUGCUGGAUGUUUAUAAAAAAACCAUUUAUAGCGGGCUUGAUGAAAUGCAGCAAUUAUGGUGACGGAUGGGAUGAACUCUUAGCGGCUGCUCAACAAGGUCAUACAAAGAAUAUGCUACGUAUCUUGAGGAGGGAUCCAGAACUCAUUUUCACAGCAGAUGUGGUUGGAGAAACUAUUCUACACGCUCACUGUUACGUACUAAGUUGAUGCGGUUCAUGGAACAACAUCUGCUGUUGAAGGUGUUGCUUAAGAAAAAUGUAGACGGGGAUACGGCCUUGCACCUUGCCAUUAAGAACAAUCACAAGGAGGCAGCUUUCGGUUUGGUGGGUUGGAACAAGAUCGCGAUGCAUGAAUUGAACAAGGAUGGGAAUAUCUCCCUGUGACCUUGAUGAAGAGGCUGGGUGGGGUCUGUUUAUGAUCAGAGCUUGUGUCUGUUUAUGUGCAGGAGUAGCAGAUAUCGAAAUGAGAUUAGCAAUGAUAAGCAUAGAAUUAGAGGAACUAUAUAAGGUGAAGUGGGUUGAAGGCACCCCAAUAGGUGUAAGGGAUGCAGGCCUCGGCAAAUGGAAUGAUCACAACAGAGGAGAUACAAAUGGAACUUGUUCGAUUUGGAGGAAAUUUACUCCAUAUUGCUGCAAGAUCAGGCAAGGUUGAUAUGCUAAAGUUGUUGGUCAAGUUUAUGAAUAGCUCUGAGUUGGUUAGUUUGCCACUUGAAAGGAACAAAGCUGGUCCUUGCCCUUGUGGGCAAACCGCAAACAUGAGGCAACUGCACUCUACUUGUUACUUGAUAGAGGUGGCACCCAUGGCCGCGUACUUGCUGAACCAAGAGGGAGUCUCACCAUUACAUUUGGCAAUUCAACUACAGUACAAUGAUAUGGUGAGGCGCAUCUUCCAACUAAUUCCAGGGACUGCCAUUGACUCGUCCAUCAGAAAGAGUCUGCUAAGGGCUAACAAGGCGUCAGUUGUUCACGCUGCUAUAAGAGCUAGGAAUCUAGGUAUAUUGGAAAGAAUAAUGGAGGAAUUACCCGGUUCUAUUGACUCGGUAAAUGAAGAAGGAUGGAAGCCACUAUCAUAUGCAGCAUAUGAAGGUUACCUAGAUGAAGUUCGCUACUUCCUGAACAAUUUUCCAGAUUAUGCGAGGAAAUACGAUAGAGAUGGGUCCUUAGUCCUUACCAAUACACAAGGCGGUUGGUGCAGGCCAUAUUCAUAUUGUGGAAGAGUUUAUAUCAUCAUGUCCCUUAACUAUACACGAUGUUGACAAAAGAAGUCGAAGCAUUCUUCAUAUUGCUGUUAAAUAUGCAAGACCUCAUCUUUUCUCUUAUUUAACCAAGAGGAAUGAAAUCCACGAGAUUUUCCAUUUCAAAGAUAAGGAAGGCAAAACUUUCAUGGAUUUAGCUAGAGAGCUCGGGGAUAAAAUUAAUUAGCAGUAAUUUUGGUUUGUUUUGUACGACUAUAUAUGAAAGAAGAAAGCCCUUUAAGUUGUAACAUUAUGGUUUAGUACACUAUUUUGUUUUCAAUCUUGCAUACAUUAUUCAACUUAUUGGCUCAACUGAACCUCUUAAGGGUUUAUAGUCUUAUAGAGUUAUACGGGAUAUAAUAUUAGACAAUAACUAUCAUUUUUGCAAACGAAAA
Spinacia oleracea (spinach) is the source of this 2010-nucleotide messenger RNA. RefSeq lists its product as uncharacterized. Gene Ontology annotation, molecular function: protein binding. NCBI's taxonomy places the organism in Eukaryota, Viridiplantae, Streptophyta, Magnoliopsida, Caryophyllales, Amaranthaceae. The transcript is spliced from 2 exons. The record is from RefSeq and is a predicted model, not a curated record. Bases 926 to 1636 code for a protein of 236 amino acids.